AGUAGAAGGGUCCAGUAAAGUGGUGGGGUUUCAGUGCCAAUGAUGUAAUCCCAGCAGAUCACUCAGUUGCCGGCGGAACAGCGAAGAACAGAGGGGAAAGGUUUUCGGAGACCUGUGUGCGAUGGCAGUUGGCGGGCCAAGGGGUGGAAGUCUUGGCUUGGAGGGAGGUCGUUCAAGACAAUUUGAAAGUCGCCAUAGUUGAGGUUCGUCGAGAUAGGACAAGCUGCAUGGGGAAUUCGAGGAAUGGCACUGGUGAUGCGCCGGCAGAACUUCGGCUAGAACAAUUUCAGAUCGCGACUCCGAGAAACAAUUGUCGUCGUCGUAGUAACCAGUCGCAUUGGAUUUAUCGAGAGUCUAGUUCUCCUCGACCACUCCUUUGAACGUCAAUUCCGCGGAGUCUUCUACAGCACUCACUAUGGCCGGUGACGAAUCGGCGUGCCCAGUCGAUCACAAAGCUCGCGAAGAGUGGCUCGCCCAGGCUCGCGCAGCGGAAGCCUCCAAGGCCAAGUCACAAUCACAACCACCGCCAUCCGCGUGCCCUGUCGAUCACAGCUCAGCGCCACCCACUCGAUCAUGGACCCAAAGUCUCACGUCGUACUUCUGGUCCUCUCAGCCAGAGCCUCAAUCGAGCACGGCGCCCCCUAAACCGACAAAUGGCCUCGACACGAACCGCGUUGUCUCCAGCAUCCCACGCUCGACUUCGAACCCGUCUGCUUGCCCAGUGGAACACGGCGCCUCUGCCAAUGCAGAAAUCGAAUCGGGGAAGGAUGCAUCGGGGAACUGGGUGUACCCCUCUGAGAAGAUGUUCUUUGACGCCAUGAAGAGGAAAGGGUAUGAUGCAAGGUCGAAAGACAUGAAGACUGUGGUCCCAAUACACAAUGCAGUCAACGAGCGGGCAUGGGCGCAAAUCUUGAAAUGGGAACAGCCAUAUCUUGCUUCCUCACAAUGCGGCGGCCCCAAAUUGGAGAGCUUCGCCAAUAAGAUGGAGCGAAUGACACCGACAGCCCGUAUCAACACAGUCCUCGGAUAUACAGCCCCCUUUGAUAGACACGAUUGGGUCAUUGACCGCUGUGGCACAAGGGUCGACUAUGUCAUCGACUUCUACUCCGGCCGGGGAGACGGCAAGGCAGGGCCCAGCUUCUACCUCGAUGUGAGACCGAAGUUGAACACGUGGGAGGGCGUCAAAAUGAGGGCUAUGAGGUGGACCGGCCUGGCAUGAUGCCUGCUAGGUCACCAAGACGGAUGUAUCAAUAACAUAAAGCUGCAUAUAGAGCAUUGCGGGCGUUUGGGGCAUAUUGUUGGGUCGGGAAGGAUGUAUUCUACGACG
Emericellopsis atlantica is the source of this 1327-nucleotide messenger RNA. RefSeq names its product cytochrome C1 heme lyase. Gene Ontology annotation, molecular function: holocytochrome-c synthase activity. Gene Ontology annotation, cellular component: mitochondrion. Gene Ontology annotation, biological process: cytochrome c-heme linkage. NCBI's taxonomy places the organism in Eukaryota, Fungi, Ascomycota, Sordariomycetes, Hypocreales, Bionectriaceae. The coding region runs from base 416 to 1219 and encodes 267 amino acids. The record is from RefSeq and is a predicted model, not a curated record. The transcript is spliced from 2 exons.